AUGAAUGGACAAUUUGAAAACGGAAAUGAUAAUGAUUAUUUGAUACAUGAGAUAAAAUAUCUCAAAUCAUGCUUCCAAUCAAUAAUACAAUCGCUCGAAGAUGAAAGAUCUAUUGCUUGUCUGGAAAAAUAUGUAACAUCAAUUGUCGUUGAUGCAGAACCUUAUCUAAAAGAAAGAUAUCAAACUAUUAUUUCCAAUACUUCAUAUUUCCAUAACAAUUUACUCCUUUUUAUUCAAAUUUUUCAACCAAUUACAACCUUCUUUGAUAAUCAACGCAUUAAUAGGAAUUUUCAGGUAUCAACAUUUACAUCCAAAUACGACGAAAUCGAAAAACAGAUUGAUUCAAUAAGAAAUAACUUAAAUCCACUAGAUAACAUCUUCAGAACAGCUAUGAACAAUUCUGGAAAUCUGUUUAAAAUAAGUGAAGAUAUAUCAAACUUUAGAAUCAAUGAAGAAAGUGGAAAAAACAAACUGAAAUUAGAAUUAUCGAUAUAUCAGACUUCUAUGCAAAAAUUCAACGAAUAUCGAUACAAAAUGGAAGCAAUGGAAUUAAAAGAUAAACAAUACGUCGAAUCUUUCUGUCAUCAAGAGAAAGAUUUGUUUCAUUUAUAUAAAAGAGAUGUUGGAAAGAUGUUCAAAGAAUUAAACGCCAGGAUACAUAAAGUAGGUCAAAAUCUUAGCGAUAUACGUACUGUAAACACAUCAGAUGAUGGUUUUGAUACAGAUUUUCGUGAAUUUUGUAAAAACAACGAAAUUGCGAUCAGAGAUUUUGCUCUUCCAACAUUUCGUAAAAUUUAUAUCAAACAUCUGUUGAAAAAAUUCUUUCCUAUCCAAGACAUUGGUUUUGUUGUUGAUAUUUAUCCGGAAGCAUUAGCAAAAACCACUGAAGACUGCACAUCAUUGGAUGGACAGACAAUUUACAAGAAGGAUACAAUACUUAUGGUCUUUGGUUCAUUUGAAAAAGAAGAAAUUUUAGUUUCUGACACGGAAUAUUGUUUAAAGAAGUAUGUUAGUGCGAAAUCAUUGAAUAUAUAUAGAACAGGAAUAUGUUUUUACAAGGACGAAUCAUUAUUUGGAACAAUUUUAGGAGAAAAUAAUGGAAAUUACGAGAUCUUGUUAACUGAUGGUCAGACAGUUGAUGCUAAUGAUACACAGAUAUACAAAUUGUAA
Trichomonas vaginalis G3 is the source of this 1170-nucleotide messenger RNA. RefSeq lists its product as uncharacterized. Lineage: Eukaryota; Parabasalia; Trichomonadida; Trichomonadidae. The record is from RefSeq and is a predicted model, not a curated record. Bases 1 to 1170 code for a protein of 389 amino acids. The transcript has a single exon.